CCCGUGCUGCGCCUGCGUGGUUUCCAUAGUGACGUUGUCAAACUCGGUUCUUUUAAAAACGGCUCAGACGCCACUCGCAAGCGAGCUAGUUCGUACCACUUUACGAUAAUAACUGGCCCCAAUGUCUGACAAUGAUGAUAUGUACCUGUCCCCCGAAGAACAGUUGGGGGAAGAGGCGAAUGCUGGAGAAGGCGAAGAAGGGGACGAACCCGAUAAGAUUCAAAUGUUCCCAUUGGACAAAGAGACCAUCAUUGAGGGGCUUUCGUUGCUCUGCCAGACAGGAAAAAGACUAGAACAUGCUUUUAUCAAACUAGAUCUUAGAGAAAGAGGUUUAAGUGACAUAGUUGCAAUCAGCAGUUAUAUUCACAUACGUUUUCUGGACUUGUCCAACAACUACAUCUCUGAUCUUUCUCCCUUGGCACCAAUGACUCAUUUGCUUUGGCUGAAGGUAGAUGGAAAUUCUGUGAAAUCAUUACAAGGGCAACCUUUAGCUGAGUUUACCUUUCUACAAUGGUUGAGUGUGGCAUCAAACCAGCUAGAAGACUUAGAAGGCCUGGUUGGACCGUCCCUAGAGACGCUCAUACUUUCAGGAAAUAGUAUUCAGAAAGUAAGUGGUUUUGAGAAUGCUAAUUUUGCCAAUUUGGUUUCUCUGGAGCUGAGGGCAAACCGGUUGGAAACAACAAGUGGCUUUGACCUUCCAAACUUGCGGAAACUAUACCUGGCCCAAAACUUUAUCAAACGUCUCGAGGGUCUAGAGAAGCUAGAGCGCCUGACAACCCUACAUCUUCGAGACAAUCAUCUUGAAAACCUGGAAGGACUCUGUUCUGAAAUGAAGAGUCUUCAGUACCUCAAUGUCAGAGGAAAUGCAAUCGCUGAAGCGGACGCUUUACGAAGCCUCCGCCUUCUGACAAAUUCCCUGAAGGUUUUGGUUAUUGCGGAAAAUCCAAUAGUGGAAGCAUUACUCUAUCGGCCAACUGUACUAGUACUCUUGCCUCAGCUGGAGCGAAUUGACAAAGAGAUAAUCACUCUUAAAGAGAGGACAGACGCUCGGAGGACACUCAGGGAACUUAAGGAAGAGGAAGAACCACCUGCAUAAAAGAUUAAUAGAAUGGGGAAGUGAUGCUUUUUUGAAAUGAAGAGCCUCUUGCGCACAAGUCAACGACUUUGAUUACAAAUGUGUUUGGAAAACAUGUCUCCUACAUGAUUACUGUUCUGAUUAAUGAAGUUUGAUUUCUCAUAUUUAGAAAAACAGCUAACUGUAACCAUUAUACUUCUAGUUGUUUUCAAAAAAUGGAAAAUUGCAGAGUAACUAACAUUAAAAAAAGUGCUUUGACUGCGCGAUAAAAAUGAA
Molecule: messenger RNA, 1351 nt
Organism: Poeciliopsis prolifica (blackstripe livebearer)
Lineage: Eukaryota; Metazoa; Chordata; Actinopteri; Cyprinodontiformes; Poeciliidae
Gene: lrrc23
Product: leucine rich repeat containing 23
Exons: 8
Coding region: 122-1096 (324 amino acids)
Molecular function (GO): protein binding
Source: RefSeq, a predicted model, not a curated record